AUGAUGCUAUACAAGUUAGUCGUUCUUGGAGAUAAAGGUGUUGGAAAGAUAUAUGACCCAACUAUAGAAGAUUCAUAUCGAAAAAAAGUGGUCAUUGACGAUCAUCCUUAUGUUAUAGAAUUAUUGGAUUCUGGAGCAGAAGAUAUAUUUCUAUAUUAUCAAUGGAUCAGGGAUGGUGAAGGUUUUCUAAUAAUGUAUUCUAUAACCUCAAGAUCAACAUUUGAACGAGUAGAACAAUUUUACGAUCAAAUUAUACGUGUAAAAGACAAUGAACCUGUUCCACUUAUGAUUAUGGGUAAUAAGUCUGACAAAAUAACUGAGCGUGAAGUUUCAAGAGAAGAAGGGAUGAAUAUGGCAAGAAGACUCAAUUGCGAGUUUGUUGAAGGUUCCGCAAUAACGGGUGUGAAUGUGGAAAGGGCGUUUUAUAGUGUGGCUAAAAUGAUAAUACAGAAUAGCGAAGGGG
Molecule: messenger RNA, 463 nt
Organism: Dentiscutata erythropus
Lineage: Eukaryota; Fungi; Glomeromycota; Glomeromycetes; Diversisporales; Gigasporaceae
Source: the annotation of a GenBank genome assembly